Anguilla anguilla (European eel) is the source of this 4042-nucleotide messenger RNA. RefSeq names its product dihydropyrimidinase like 3 (gene dpysl3). NCBI's taxonomy places the organism in Eukaryota, Metazoa, Chordata, Actinopteri, Anguilliformes, Anguillidae. Gene Ontology annotation, cellular component: cytoplasm; cytosol. Gene Ontology annotation, biological process: actin crosslink formation. The transcript is spliced from 14 exons. The record is from RefSeq and is a predicted model, not a curated record. Gene Ontology annotation, molecular function: hydrolase activity, acting on carbon-nitrogen (but not peptide) bonds, in cyclic amides. The coding region runs from base 207 to 1943 and encodes 578 amino acids.
CGAAUGCAAGCGAGGGUGGAGCCCUGCAGACCAGGGCUGUUAGACGCGCUGGCUUACUGCGAAGAGGGACUGAGCAUUGCACUGGGAGGAAGACGUCCAUUCCCUAAUUUCUCAUCCAGGCACCAGCAGCAGAAAUAAACCAUCCGGAAGAAAUAAGACAAUAAGAAUUCCAUUUGCAUCCUCCGAGGCAUCAAACGUGGGCAAAUAUGUCUUACCAAGGCAAAAAGAAUAUUCCAAAGAUCACUAGUGACAGGCUUUUGAUCAAAGGCGGCAGGAUCGUCAAUGACGACCAGUCCUUUUACGCGGACAUCUACAUGGAGGACGGCCUCAUUAAGCAAAUUGGCGACAAUUUGAUCGUGCCGGGCGGGGUGAAGAUCAUCGAGGCCAACGGGAAGAUGGUGAUCCCCGGGGGCAUCGACACCCACACCCACUUCCAGAUGCCCUACCGGGGCACCACCACCGUGGACGACUUCUCCCAGGGCUCCAAGGCUGCCCUGGCGGGGGGCACCACCAUGUUCGUGGACCACGUGAUCCCCGACCCCGGCAGCAGCCUGAUCGAGGCGUUCGAUCGCUGGCGGGAGUGGGCGGACGAGAAGGCGUGCUGUGACUACGCCCUGCACGUGGACAUCACGCACUGGAACGACAGCGUCAAGCAGGAGGUGGAGACCCUGCUCAAGGAGAAAGGGGUGAACUCCUUCCAGGUCUACAUGGCCUAUAAGGAUCUGUACCAGAUGAGCAACAGUGAGCUGUACGAGAUCUUCACCUUCCUGGGGGAAAAUGGCGGCAUUGUGCAGGUCCACGCAGAAAACGGGGAGAUCAUCGCUGAGGAGCAAGCGCGGAUGCUGGAGAUCGGCAUCACCGGGCCGGAGGGCCAUGUUUUGAGCCGACCGGAGGAGCUGGAGGCAGAGGCGGUGUUCCGGUCCAUCACCAUCGCCAGCCAGACUAACUGCCCGCUGUACGUGACCAAGGUCAUGAGCAAGAGCGCGGCUGACAUCAUCUCCCAGGCCAGGAAAAAAGGCAACGUUGUGUUUGGUGAGCCUAUCACGGCCAGCCUUGGGACAGACGGGACGCACUAUUGGAGCAAGAACUGGGCCAAGGCAGCAUCCUAUGUGACAUCACCACCCCUCAGUCCAGACCCCACCACCCCGGACUACCUGAACACCUUGUUAGCCAGUGGCGAUCUGAAUGUGACAGGAAGUGCCCACUGCACCUUCAGCGUGGCCCAGAAGGCCAUAGGAAAGGAUGACUUCACCCAGAUCCCAGAGGGGGUGAACGGCGUGGAGGAGAGGAUGUCCCUUAUCUGGGACAAGGCAGUGGUCACUGGCAAAAUGGACGAGAACAUGUUUGUCGCCGUGACCAGCACCAACGCCGCCAAGAUCCUCAACCUGUACCCCCGGAAGGGCCGGAUUGCCGUUGGCUCCGACAGCGACCUGGUCAUCUGGGAUUCCGAUGCGGUCAGGACCAUAACGGCAAAGACGCACCACUCGGCUGCUGAGUACAACGUGUUCGAGGGCAUGGAGCUGCGUGGCGCCCCGCAGGUGGUGAUCUGCCAGGGCAAGAUCGUCCUGGAGGACGGGACCCUGCACGCCACCUCCGGGACCGGGCGCUUCAUCCCCUGCACCCCGUUCCCCGACUUCACCUACAAGCGGGUCAAGGCCAGGAAACAGCUGGCCGUUUUGAGGGCGGUUCCCAGGGGCAUGUACGACGGGCCGGUGUCCGACUUCUCCCCCCUGUCCCGCGGUGGAACCCCCUCCGCCUCCACCCGCUCCUCCCCCACCAAACAGACCGCCCCUGUUAGGAACCUCCACCACUCUGGGUUCAGUCUAGCAGGUAACCCUGCACAACGCGGUCCCCCCACCACAGAGGAAACCCCCAUUCGGCCAGCUGGACGACGCAUAGUAGUGCCCCCUGGUGGCCGCUCUAACAUUACUUCUUUGAGCUAAAUUUAGGAAAAAAGGAAAAAAAAAAGAAAAACGACAACAAAAGCAUACAAAAAAAAAAUUGAAAAAAAAAAAAGAAACACAGCCACUGGGAACAAAGAUACGAUUGGUUAAUGUUUAAGUCAGACGAAACACUGAGUCCUCAUGCCUUACCAAUCAUGACUGCUACCUGCUGCAGAUUUAGGAGCUCAGUAUUCCUUCUCCUCAGAAAUCUAAGGUCAGGCAACUGACUAAAAACUUGUUUUUUUUGUUCUCUCUCAAAUUAUUCAGUGGAUUUUUGUGGUCAUUAACAAUGUCAGUAUCGUACUCAUGAAUGAAUUAAGAUAAAUGUGUCCCCUGGAGAAUGCACUGUGACCUUUUAAGUCAUUUUAUUACAGGGUAGGAUAUUCAAAAGUUCAGGUCUAAUUAAAUCAGUUUCCCUAAAGAAAGGCUCAUAUAAUUGCAUUCUGGUAAAUUAUUAUUAUGUUCAUAUUUCAUAAUUUCUCAGUACGGUUUAAUUUUUACCUACAUUAAAAAAUAAUCACCAAGAGUUUGCUGUGCAAGAGACAGUAGAGAUGAAUGGUGACUCUUAGCUAUUUUGUAUUAUUUAGAUAUUUUUUGAUUGUAGGAUUGUAAACAUUUAUUUCCCUGAAUAAAACUCAUUUUACUGAUUCUCCAAACAAAGACUGUCAUACAUUUCUUACGACCUACAGUAUAGUAUGUUUAGUAAAAUGUCAGAUUAUUUUAGCACCUGUGCUUUCUAGGAAAAGGAAUACUGUUUCAGAAUGUUGCAGAAUGUUUGAUUUUGUUUUUAUUAUAUGACGCUUUCGAUGUCUUACUAGUUUGCAAUAGUCCAUCGCAAUGUUAACAUGCAAUCCCAUCAAUCCUAGCUAGGUGGCAGUGUGGGUCUAGUAGAUGUAAUGUAGCUUUGUGAAUGAUGUUAGUGCCGUUUCCUUGGGUUGUGGAACCAGGAAUAUUUGAUAGCAUAAUAAUUUAAAACGAGAUAAAGCGCGUCUGGUGUACAGGUCCUGUGCACGUACAAGAACACGCUGAUAGAAGAGUUUUCCAUGUUUUUAAACGCGCUCUGUGCUGGCUGCAUCGUGGGUGAUUGUUCUUUGCAUUUGCUUAUUAACCUCAAUCUUAAUGCCUGUUCUAAUCUUACAUUUAGCAAACAAUUUGGGAAAAGGAAAUUCAGCCUUCAUAAAAAAAAAAUAAAAGCAAAAAUCGAACAAGAAAUAAAAAUAUUACUUCUUGUAUGUUUUAACUUUGGCGAUGCAAUUGAUAUUAGGAACUUAUUAUGGAUAAAUUGAUAAAAAUGGAAAACCUGCUUUGAAAUAACAGUAUUUGGACUUUUUAAUUUCCUUGUAACAAUAAUAAGUGCUGUCCUUUUGUUUAUGCAAUCAAACGCUGAUAAUUACAUCCUGCCUCGCCACUAUUCCAGGAUGAGCGCGAUGAGAGAACGAGGGUCUGAAAUGGUCAGGUAGCUCCAUUUCACACGCUGCAUGUAUCGCCGGAGCUCAAACCGAGCUCGGCUCCAUCUCCUGACAGACUUGCUGGAAGCUGACAUGUUUAACAUUACGUCACGCGGGGGAGGGGGCGGGGCCGGGGAGGGGACGUUUAUGCUAUGCUGCCGCCUUCGUCCAAUAUAUCUCAACAGUUCUGAUUCUAAACUCCAACCGCUAAAGUCCGUCACUGUUCGGCACCUAACAAAAAACGGCUUAGUUGCGCGACAAAGACUUGCUGAUUCACCGUCAGAAAACGUCUGAAAGUCUCUUGUCCUUUAUUACAGUGUAUAAAAAGGGGUAUUUUGUAUGUUUUCAGUGCUCAGUGAAGAGACAGAAGUAUGGCCUUGCUUGCUGGGUGCUGGUUUUUUUUCUUUUCCCCCAAUCCCGAUCGACUGGCGGAGGAACAUGAGGUCACGUUUAAAAAAUAAAAAUACACAAUACAGUGCUGUGUGUGCAAACCGUUGAAAUGGUUGUUAUAUUUAUGUUAGUUUUUAUUAUUGUUUUUAUGUUCUUCCUUUUUUACUGUUGUAUCAAGAACCCAGAAAAUGGCAGGUCAAAAACCAAUGAAGUGUUGAGUGGUUGUAUGAUUUUUCCUGAAUAAAUAAAAGUUGCAAUCUG